Messenger RNA from Leptosia nina, 1314 nucleotides. The record is from the annotation of a GenBank genome assembly. NCBI's taxonomy places the organism in Eukaryota, Metazoa, Arthropoda, Insecta, Lepidoptera, Pieridae.
AUGAUAGCAGUUCUACUAUUCGUGGCUCUUGUGCUGUGCUAUAUAUCCUUCAGGUGCAAGCGGAGACGGCUUUACGAGUUGGCUGCCCUUAUCCCGGAAGCCCCCAUGCCGAUCCCGUUUAUCGGGGCACUACAAUAUACAAUAAACCUCAAAGACUUGCCGUACAAUAUUAUGAAUAUUAUAAAGCGCUUCGGCAUGUUUGCUAUAGAGCAAGGUGGUCUAAUUAAGUUUUGGGCUGGACCAGUUCUAUUUGUGGCUAUGACAGAUCCAACUGAUGUGGAAUUUGUUUUAAGAAAAUGUUUGGACAAAUCCAACAUCAUGUGGCUACUUCAGACUGUUACAGGAAAUUCAGGCAUAUUUGCACCAGUUCACAUUUGGGUCCGUCGCAGAAAACUAACAGUUCCAGCCUUCAGUCCAAAAAUUAUAAAUAGUUACACAGAUAUUCUUAUACAGAAAUGUGAAAAAUUAGCACAGCGUUUUUCCAAGGAAAAUCUUGUUGGCACUGGCACUUUCAAAGCUUGGUCGUAUGUAAGUUCGCACACUCUGGACACAGUGUUCGAUUAUACAAAGAAAAAAAAAGAAUUAGAAGAUGUUGUCGAUGAGACGUCGAACUUACAAAAUGGUGAAAACUACAAAACAGUCAGGUGUUUUCUUGAUAACCUGAUUGUCUUAUCGAGAACAGAUGAUAUUACUGACAUAGAACUAAGGGAAGAGGUCCUGACCUUCCUAUUCGGUGGCACUGAUACUACUGCAGUUACCCUUUGUAACACUUUGAAACUAUUAGCCAAGUACCCCACAGUUCAGGAGAAAGUUUAUGAAGAAAUAAUGCAAGUGUUGGGUGAUCCCACAAGAACCAUUACUAAAGAUGAUCUCCAACAACUGAAGUAUCUAGAAAGAGUUGUAAAAGAGUCCCUUCGUCUCUUUCCACCUGCGCCAAUUCUUUUGAGGAAAAUCUGCGAGGAAACUGAAUUACCCUCAGGUAAAAUUUUACCAGCCGACACCCAUAUAUUCAUCGGCAUAUGGGCAGCGGGUCGUGACCCCAAACACUGGGGACCAGACGCAGACUGCUUUGAUCCAGACAGAUUCCUCCCAGAUCGACCGACUGGUCUAUUCGUACCAUUUAGCUGUGGUCCAAGGAAUUGCAUAGGCACACAAUUUGCUUUUAUGUCGAUCAAGUUAGCGAUAACGGCUUUAAUACGUCGCUACAAAAUAACUGGAGAAGAGGAGAAGGGUCCAGCACCGCACAUGGAUUGUAGUUUUAACAUCAUGAUGAAGGCAAACGACGACUAUGAAAUUGGGUUAGAGGUGCGAUAG